GUCACUCGGAGCGGCGGGUCCCGGCUCGGCAGGUCUUCUCUUUUGGUUGAAAUGUCUAUGAUUUUGUCUGCUUCCGUCAUUCGUGUUAGAGAUGGACUGCCACUUUCUGCCUCUACUGACUAUGAUCAAGGCACCGGCAUGCAGGAGUGCAGAAAGUAUUUUAAAAUGCUCUCAAGGAAACUCGCUCAACUUCCUGAUAGAUGUACACUAAAAUCUGGACAGUAUAACAUUAAUUUUAUUAGCUCUUUGGGAGUGAGCUACAUGAUGUUGUGCACUGAAAAUUACCCAAAUGUUCUGGCCUUCUCUUUCCUGGAUGAGCUUCAGAAGGAGUUCAUUACUACUUAUAACAUGAUGAAGACAAAUACUGCUGUCAGACCAUACUGUUUCAUUGAAUUUGAUAACUUCAUUCAGAGGACCAAGCAACGAUAUAAUAAUCCCAGAUCUCUCUCAACAAAGAUAAAUUUGUCUGACAUGCAGACAGAAAUCAAGCUGAGGCCCCCUUAUCAAAUUUCUAAGUGUGAACUGGGUCCAGCCAAUGGAGUCACACCUGCAUUUUCUGUUGACUAUAAAGGUGCUGGCAAGAUUUCUUCUGCUCACCAGCGAUUGGAACCGGCCUCUCUAUCAGGAAUUGUGGCAUUUAUCCUUAGUCUUUUAUGUGGCACUCUGAAUUUAAUUCGAGGCUUUCAUGCCAUAGAAAGUCUCCUACAGAGUGAUGGUGAGGAUUUUAAUUACAUUGUUGCAUUCUUCCUCGGAACAGCAGCCUGCCUUUAUCAGUGUUAUUUACUUGUCUACUACACCAGCUGGCGGAAUGUCAAAUCUUUUUUGACCCUUGGCUUAAUCUGUCUAUGCAACAUGUAUCUCUAUGAACUGCGCAACCUUUGGCAGCUUUUCUUUCACGUGACAGUGGGAGUAUUUGUCACACUACAGAUUUGGCUAAGGCAAGCCCAGGGCAAGGCACCUGAUUAUGAUGUCUGACACCAUCCCAAUGACACAAGCCUUGGCUUCAGCGGAAAAGGAAGGAAUAUGUUUUAACUGCCACUGUAAUGAAUGAACUGCUCACCACAAAUGGAAACCCUUUCGUUCUCUUCAAAUGUCCUUUUUAAAUCAGCAUGGAAUACCUGACUGAGAGCAUGCAGAAUCUACUAGCAUCUUUCUCUAAGAAGACGAUUAAAUGUGAGGUGAUUGUUGGAGGAGGAGGAGGAGGAGGAGGAGAAGACCUCUGUGUGGGGCCAUACCAGUGCAGAUGAGUCACAGGUUACUAGGAGGACUUGCCAACAGUUUGUUAUUUUUGUGAAGUGCUCAUAUGAUACUUCCUCUGAGGACCAGGCAGGACCUCUGCGACCUGGGCUCGUCCUUGUGAAUGUAGAACAAGUUAACAAGGAGACUGCAUUCCAUCAGGCAGUUCCGAUUAGAAACAAAUGAGUGCUCACAAUUGGAUUAUUUGCACACUUAGAGUACCAUGAAUUUAUACAGUCCAAACUGGUAUGAAAUUGGUUCAUUUUCCUAAUGUAUUUUGGCUUGAGAUCUAACUCUGGAAAUCACCUGAUAGAGGAGAAGACUGUGGUAAGCUCAUUUGUGGACCAUCGCAAGUAUUGAAAAUACAGUGACAUAACCUUCCUUUCUA
Molecule: messenger RNA, 1624 nt
Organism: Suncus etruscus (white-toothed pygmy shrew)
Lineage: Eukaryota; Metazoa; Chordata; Mammalia; Eulipotyphla; Soricidae
Gene: SEC22A
Product: SEC22 homolog A, vesicle trafficking protein
Exons: 7
Coding region: 52-975 (307 amino acids)
Biological process (GO): endoplasmic reticulum to Golgi vesicle-mediated transport
Source: RefSeq, a predicted model, not a curated record